AGUUCUUUGUUAUUGUGAUCAUUGGUGAGAUCGGAAGAUGGAUGGAAAAGGGUACGCAUGGGCAGUUUCCGCUGGAUUCAACGCCGCUCUUGCAGCCAUCUUCGCUAAGCUCUCAUUUCACAUCCUCAUCAAGUAUGGGUUUGUGGUAUUGUUCAAUGUAAUGAUGUGGGGUUGUUAUGUCAACAGUCUUAAAGCUCUCUCGUCUCUUCAAGCCACCGUCACCAAUUUUGCCACCAAUUUCAUCUCUUCUGGUUUAGCUGGUUUCUUCUUAUUUCAGGAAUCACUCUCUUUCCAGUGGUUUGCAGGUGCCCUACUCAUAAUAAUUGGUGUUAUAAUACUGAGCAACUCAAGUAUUGAGAAGAAGGUUAGCUCUGAUUAGGUGUUUGCAGUUCAUCGUGAUACCUUUCAUGCUUGCUUGUUAAAGACUUGGAAGCUAGCAUCCACAACUGUAACAUCAGGAAUAGUAUAGUCAGAUCAUCUUCUCGGUAGUUAAUCUGCAAUUGAUUGAUUUAUUUAUUUAUGCGGUUCUAAUGUAUAAUGCCAAUAGUUUAGAGGUUGGCACUCUGCUGUUAUAUUUCUAUGAUAUUGGUCAUGUUUAUAGGUUCUCUUUGGUUCUUUUCUUCUAAUUGAAUUGGAUAGCUUUGGUGCAUUUUUUUUUGGCACAAACAUCUCCGGGUGCAUUUAUAAGAGAGCUUUGUAAAAAGGAAACAGUUCAAUAGCUUUUCAAAAAAAGUGUUUCUAUUGGCUGGGAAUUGACUUAUUGUAUUUGAAAUGUAAAGUGUGAAGAAUCUAAAUGGAUCUAAUUGUUAUUAAUCUGGCUGAGAAAAUUUUGGCUUGUUGAAGCCCUUGUAUUCUAUAUUUGUCUGAGACAUCUUUUGUGUAAAAAUAUCAUAUGACCUGACUUGGGAGAUGUGCUGCACAAAAUAAGAAUGUAAUUUCACUUUCACCUGCAUUUUGGUUUUUGCUUAGCAAGGAAUAAAAUUUAUCUGAGCAGCUUAU
Trifolium pratense (red clover) is the source of this 999-nucleotide messenger RNA. RefSeq lists its product as uncharacterized. The transcript is spliced from 2 exons. The record is from RefSeq and is a predicted model, not a curated record. The coding region runs from base 38 to 379 and encodes 113 amino acids. NCBI's taxonomy places the organism in Eukaryota, Viridiplantae, Streptophyta, Magnoliopsida, Fabales, Fabaceae.